Rotaria sp. Silwood2 is the source of this 330-nucleotide messenger RNA. The record is from the annotation of a GenBank genome assembly. Lineage: Eukaryota; Metazoa; Rotifera; Eurotatoria; Philodinida; Philodinidae.
AUGAUUCGACUUUAUUUCAUUGGUAUUAUUUAUAUAUUAAUUAUCAUUCCACAUACAGUUAAUACUUUUUUUCUUCAAAAUAUGACUAAUAUCGCUGUUACACGCAAUCUCACGUGUCAAUUAAAUAAUAAUGAGACAUCACCAAGUGAUUUUCAAUUAUGUGCUAUUCGUUUUUAUAGUGGUUUGAAUGGAUCGCAAGAAAUAUCGUUCACUCUAUACAAUGGUCUUCGAUAUAUGAAUACAUUUCGUCGAUACAUUCAAAAAUACUGUGGCGGCGAAAUUGAAACUAUAUCAGAUGGAGGUACCGGUGUAUGGUCAUGUGACUUAUGA